Phytomonas sp. EM1 is the source of this 231-nucleotide messenger RNA. The record is from the annotation of a GenBank genome assembly. Lineage: Eukaryota; Euglenozoa; Kinetoplastea; Trypanosomatida; Trypanosomatidae.
AUGUCUACAGUGCACUGCAAACUACUAUUUGCAUCUCUAUAUACAUUUCAAAGGAAGGAGGACCCUCUCUUCGUUUUCAUUUCCAAGUCGUUGUUUUCUUGGGUUCCAAACUUCUUUCGGAUUUCUAGAUUGACAAGGAGAGUUGCCAUCCCUUUUCUUCUACUUUUUUGUUUUUCCUCUUUAAACCUAAUCUGGUGUAGCGGUGAGAGUCCUUUUUCGACCUCUAGGUAA